AAAAAUAUACUGAGGUAAUCAGCAAGCACUUGGGUUUUCAAAAGGUAGCAGUUACAAUGUGAGGAUUUAAAAUUUGGAUUUGAAAAUUGAUGUGGAGAUUGAAACUGUUUGAUUACGUAUAAUGUUGUUAUCUUAUGAAAUGACCAUAUGUUAAUGAUUCUAAACCGACUAACAGUGCAGACACCAAACAGAGUAGUGACAACAAGGCAUUAUAUUUAAGCUAUAGAAUUGCUUUAAAAGAGCGGGAUGAAAGUUUAAGGCAAAACGCUGUAGCAAAAAAGCAACUAGAAGAAAUCCAGAAGAAACUAACAAAUAAAAUGCAGGGAUACGACGACCCGUACGGGCGGAAUGCACAACCGUUUGUAAGAGGCAGACAAGGUGAACAUUCCAAUACUUCUUCAUUUUUCCGUAAAAAGAAAAAAGCAAAAGGAGGUGGAAUUGGUGGAUCAAAUUUGAGUAGAUCUGAGUCUCAUAUUAUGUGGGAGACGUUAAUGGUGACAAUAAAUAGGGAGAGUGGACUUGGAUUUGGUAUUGCUAUUAGUGGUGGCAGGGAUAACCCGCAUUACAUGACAGAUGAAGAUGCUAUCGUCAUCUCUGAUGUUCUCGCACAAGGUCCUGCAGAACACCUUGUAAAGGUGAAUGACCGAGUUUUGGCUGUCAAUAACAAAAGCAUGGAAGGAGCUGAACAUGAUGAAGCUAUCAAUGCACUAAAGGAAAGUGGAAACUCCGUAACAUUGCACAUAAAACGGCCAUUGGUGGAUGGACUGACAAGAACAGACGGAGGUCGCUCCAAUAUUCAGAGUGUCCAGCUCUAUAAAGAAGGCAAUGGUUAUGGGAUGAAGCUUGGUAUCAAAUUGUACAUUGAAGAUAUGAGUCCAACGGGCAGCGCGGCUAAGUCAGGACUAACAAGUGGCGACAACAUUGUGGCGAUUAAUGGAAUGCCAAUUGAAGCUAUGAGUUUGCCUGAUGCCAAGAAAAUUAUCCAGACGUCUCGUGGAUCACUGUUGUUGGAUAUCAAGAAGGAGCCUAAGAAAAGGGAAAAGCCUGUGGAAGAGAAACCUAAUCUUUUCAAGCCCAAGUCUGAAGAAAUUUUAAAUGACCUGCCUGAACCUCCUAUCAUGAGUCCACCACCUGGCGAGGACCCUACGGAUAGAAGGCAUUCAAUCGAAGACCAUGGUCUGCCUCCCCCUCCUCCUGACACUCCAGAAACUGAACUUGACAUUGCACCGCCAAGACCGCCUCCGCCAGAUCAUCACAACGGUAUGGAUGGGAGUUACCUUCCAGAUGAACCUAUUUUAAGUCAAGUUGAUCCACCUCAAAUGUCAACACCACCACCCCCCGGGGAAUCAAGAGUACAGGAUACCUAUAUUGAAAAUUCCUAUGGGAGAAGAGAUCGUCAGCCUAGCUACGAGCCCCCAGCUGUUACACCUGGCUCAGAAGAGAGACAAGUUUCCUUCAUCAAAGGGAAAAGCAUAGGCCUGCAGUUGGUCGGUGGCAACGCAACUGGAAUCUUCGUGGCAGCCAUGCAACCUGGAAGUGCUGCUGAAAAGGCUGGUGUACAUGAAGGUGACCAGAUCUUGCAGGUGAAUGAUGUCAGUCUGCUUGGCAUGACUAAGGAGGAUGCUGUGCUCAUGCUCCUUAGUCUUGUGAAUGAGAUCAGGCUGGUCUGCCGUUACGAUAAGAGGAUGUGUGAUGAGGUAAUGCAGUCUGGUAAAGGUGAUGAUUUUUAUGUGCGAACGCAUUUCAACUACGAAGGCCAGAGACCUGAAGAGAUAACAUUCUUCAAAAACAACAUAUUCCGUGUGAUCGAUACAAUGUAUGAAGGUAUGGUAGGCUGGUGGUAUGUUCUAAAGAUUGGACAUGACGAACAUGAAGAAGCUCGUGGAAUUAUUCCUAACAACAGUCGAGCUGAGCAACUAGCCUUGUCGCAGCCACCUGAUUACUACAUGAAGCCACAGACAACAGACGGAAGAAGUAGUUUCUUCAAGCGCCGUCGCAAAUCAUUCCGCAGCACAAAGAACCUCAUCAAGGACCAAUGGGACAGAGUUGUUUUCGGAGGAACACCACCUAAAUUCCCACCAUAUGAACGAGUUGCACUCAAAGAUCCCGAGUUUGUUCGCCCAGUCGUCAUUUUUGGACCUCUUGCUGAUAUCGCCCGGGAGAAGUUGCUCGCUGAUUAUGAUGACAAGUUUGAUUCACCUUUAAUUCAUCGUCCAAUUCCUGGAAAAGACAAUCCAGGCGAAGGGGAAGGCGAAUCGCAAGGAACCAUCAAAGUGCAUGCUAUUCGAGAAAUCAUGGGCAAGGGCAAGCACUGCAUUCUGGAUAUUACACCAAACGCUGUUGAGCGUCUCAACUUCGCACAGUUCUACCCCAUUGUUAUAUUCUUACGACCAGACAACCGUGCAACUGUCAAGCAGUUACGUGGAAAACAUCUUGAUCCGGAACAAAACCGUGGUUCACGUAAAUUGACGCAAACUGCCAAGAACCUCAACAAAGUUUUUGUGCAUAUUUUUAGUGACACUGUUCGUCUUGGACCAGAUGUUCCAUGGUUCUCACUAACACAUGAUGCAAUCCUCAAACAACAAAAUAAACCAAUAUGGAUGUCUGAUGUCAGUGUUCCUAAAGAGGAACAAGAACCAGAAUUACCAAUUGUGGGAGAGCUCACUCUACCUAGUGACUAUGAGAGUGAUGCCGAAUCGGCCUUCAGCGGUGCAGAGUCCACGUACAAUGACAGUAUGGUUGAAUCUGAUUAUGAGGCGGAUAGGGUUCCAUCACCAGAACCAAAAGUUGACCAUUUCAGAACCACAAAUGAUUACACUUUACCCACCUCAUUCACUGAGGAUUACCGAUCUCCAAGAGAACCAAGGUCCAGCAGAAAGACUAAGCCAUACUCACCAGACACAGAUGAAGAGUAUGGAGGUGAUAUGAGUGAUGGCAGUACUGGAUAUGUGCCACAAAACAAACCGUCACCAAACAGGAGACAUAACCGACCAAAUGAAGCCAGCAGAAGGAGAAAAGAGGAACGGGAAAGAGAGGAACGGGAAAGACAUGAACGUGAAAGAGAAGAGCAAGAACGUAAAGAUAGAGAGGACAUCGAACGACGCGAGAGAGAGCGCCAAGAAAAAGAGAUUCAGAAUAAAAAGAAACGUGAACAGUUGGAGAAAGAAAGAGAACGUGAAAGGGAACUUAUCAGAGAAAUUGAAAGACAGCAAGAAGAAAGAAGAAGAGAAGCAGAAAUAAAGAUGUCAAGGGCAGCACCAAGCUUUGAUGAACCCACCAUUAUGGACCCUGUGACAAUUUCACAAAGUUACUCGCACCAAUCCUAUUCUUCUCCUCCAACGAAUGUAAGGACAUUUGAGGUAGAUGUUGACAUGCCUCCACCUCCCGUAGAUUCCCCUGUAGCUUCCUCAUCAACUUACAGUGUUCCAUCAAAACCAGCAACCAAACCAAGAUAUGACCCAACACAGUUCACAAGUAGUACCUUGAUGAACUAUUCAAAGCCGGAGGUAAAGCCGCGGCCCCCUAAGCAUACUACAGACUCAAGAGAUAAUAUGCCAGAGCUGGUCAAAGUAGAGGCUGUUGUGCAUCCAUCCAGAGCUCAACCUCUCCAUACCAGCUUCCCCGCUUCACAAGCUAUGGAGACAACCUUUGGAGUUGAUGACUAUGUCCAGCCUAACGCUGCUGAAGACAAACCAAGAUCGUAUUGGCAACCAGCUAAAGAAACUGAUUUGGAUUCCUACACAGCAACACCGGCAGAAACAACGUUCCCUGCUGAGGAUGAGCCAAGCUACAAUGGCAUUAAUGGCUCAUACAAGAGUGAUAAUAAUAACCAGUAUGGCAGCAAGGAUGAUCCUGCAAGUCCAUACUACAAUCCCAAUAUGGAACCUGUCAAGCCAGGCAUCCCAUUUAACAGUGAGAGAGAUCACCGCAUUAAGUCAUAUCAAAGAUUGCAAGAUGGACCUUUUGCUCAUGAAUCAUCUAGCCGAGGACGCACCACUAAAACCAGAGAAUUUGAAGGCUUUGACCGUGUUUUGAAUACCAAGGCCCCUUACGAGAAACAGUCAUACAAGGCUUACCGUGAAGCUACCCGGCCUAGGGACCAGUCACCAGGUAGCAGUUACCUAAAGAGUAGCCUGUACACCCCAGCUGCUUGGAGCUCAAGCCGUCAAAACAAUGACCAUUUAAGAGGAGAAGUUGCUUUCAAAUCUGUAAAAGCUCCACAAGGAAAAGGUUCUCAGGACAACUUGGAUAAGGCCGACAAUGGAGAGACACCUGUUGACCAGAUUGAUGGACAGACUGUGUUGGCCACUGCUAAAGGAAUGUUUGAUCAUAAAGGUGGUACAUUAACAUCCGAAGAAACCGGUGUCAGUAUCUUGAUUCCAGAGGGCGCUCUACCUUAUGGUGAGAAGCAGGAGAUUUAUUUCAAAGUUUGCCGAGAUAAUAGUAUGCUGCCUCCACUGGAUAAGUAUAAAGGUGAAACUUUGCUUAGCCCCUUGGUGAUGUGUGGACCGCAUAACCUCAAGUUCCUUAAGCCAGUUGAACUGAGAUUGCCUCAUCAAACAUCAAUGACACCAGAUGGUUGGUCAUUCAACUUGAAGUCAAGCGAUACCCCAGCAGGUCAGCCAGCUAAGUGGAAAAAUUUGAAGAUUGACGAUGAUCAGCAGACAUCGAAAACAGUUGUUGGAACCAAAACAGUGUCUGUCAUGGUUGAUCACUUUUGAACUGUGCUUCCAUUUUAACUGUUGAAUAUCAUUUUAACACAUUAUAAAUAGUCCUCAAUCAAAAUCAAGUUUAGUUACAAUUUGUGUACAUCUCAUUUAUUAAAAGGAAAUUUCUACAAAUGAAAUAAAGAUGUGCUGAAAGACUGGAAAUCAUUUUAUAAUGAAAAAAAAUAUUAAUUAAUAAAUUUGAUAAAGUGGGAAAAUUCAAGUAUGUAGCACCGAGUUGGUGGAGCAAUCAAGUGGUCUUUGAUUCAAAUUCCAGUGAGAACAUUACUUUGUUUUUUUCAAACCACUACUGUAUAUACAGUAUCUUUAUAUGUCUCUUUUGGAGUUCAUACGCAAUUUUAACAUUAUUUUAUAAUAUUGUAAGAUAAGCGAGUAUGCUUAUGAAGGCUUUAUUAGUAUGUGUCAAAUUUCUUAAAUUUGCCAGUCGUUGCAUAAACCAAUGACUACCAAAAAGACCGCACUGAAAAUAAGUCUUUGGACUUUCAUGAGUUAUUCUUGGUGUUCACACAGAAUAACUUCACUCCAUCCAAUCACCAAAUUGACUUAUUAGGAAUGGCCAGAUACAAACUGAAGUACUGUAAUAAAAGACCAGUAGAUAAGUGAGAGUUGAUAUUGGCAUACUUCCACCAAAGUGUACAUAAUAGCAAGAGGUAAGACUGCUGGCAUUUCUUUGAAACACAAUUCUAUCUCAAAGAGAAUUACCAGUAUUACUUGAACUAGAGGGUGUUCUUCAAAAGAACAUAAAAGGCUUUUGUAUCAAACGCAUGCUGUGUCUAUAGAAUGCAUGUUCGAGUUUUGAACUCUAUUGAAAUUAUAAUAUCUCGUAAUACCAGUUGCUGUGCAUGAAAAAUCAGAACAGUCGCACCUCUUGCAAUUCUGUACUCGUUGCUUUUACUAAGAUUGCAAGUUGUAACAAUGGACCUUUCCGCUAAGCCCCGCCCAUUGGAUGUUGUUGCUAAGGUACCACAAACGACAGUGUUAAAGCAUACGCCAACACGUGCGUUUGUGGGACAACAUGUGUGUUUGUAAGACGCGUGCGUAUUCCUAGCGCUGUUCUGAUUAGUCAAUUGUUAAGUUUGAUUGACACUCCGGAAAGGUCUAUUAGUGAUCAUGCCUUUAUUCCUUUGUAUUUUACAUUUGUAACAAAUAUUUUUCUAUAACAUACCUUGAUCAGACCAUUCCUUUACAAGUUUGCUUAAUAGCAUUUUCAUCCCUUGUAGAUAAGUUUAUAUGAGUUCCUCAGAAUUCUUUGUGCAUUGUGAUGUUAAUGUAUAAUAUCAUAUUAGAUAGACUUGCAGUAUCAUAAAUGAUAUUUUUGGUUAAUAAAAUGAUAUUUUGUUGUAUAUUCUACAUGUAAAUAAUCUUAGCAUAUGCAUUAUUCCUUAUGUUACUUAGUGUACUUAAUUUAUGUAGCAUCCAAUCAGUAUUUUAGAGAGUAAACUUAACUUACAGUAUGUAGAAUUCACCAUGUUUGAAAUUUAACUACGUACCAUACUGGUUGCCCAAUGAUGAAAUGAGCAUUAAUAAGCACUGAUACUGUAUUUUUUCUUUUCCUGAACUUCAACAAUCUUAUAAAAUUGCAUUUUGUUUAACAGUCUUGUAGAUUAUUACUCUAGUUGGCAUGUUCAAUUUUCACUUGACAUACACUGCAGGAUUGAAUCCAGGGGGUGAGGGGGGGGGAGAUGGGCGUGCCAGCCAGAGACAACACUACCCUAGGGUAUCUCAGGUCAUGAUCCCGGGAAAUUUUUGAGUGCUUGACAAUUCAACACCAUCUGCUGAUACAAAUUGUUGUUAAAGAUAAUCCAUUGCAUGUUCCCUUGUCACAUUGCAGUUACUAGUUUCUUCUAUAAUUUUUUUUUUUUUUUUCUUUUUGAGUUACAAAGUGCUAGAAUUGUGGAGAUCGUUUAGCUGCCUGUGAGUACUGGUAGGCCUACAGUAGUUGGUUUUUGAAUUGCAAUCUUCAUGGUAUUGCAGCCGACAUGUGUCAGUCAACGCAGUGUGUGCCCAGCUGCAUUUCUUUUACUUUUGAAAAAAAAUUACGAGAUUUCACAAAAUUCUAUUAGUUUAAAACCUGAAUUCAUAAACCGGCAUUACAUAUUUAAUCAGGGGCCGAUCUAGGGUUUCGGAAAAAAAGGGCAGGGCAACUGUUUAACAGUGUUAUGGAUGCAUAUAACCAUGCAACCCCCUCACCCCCACUUUACCCACCACUCUGAUACAUUAGUCUCACUAUUAUACGGAUAGGUGAUAACAUUGGCUAUUUCUAAUGCAUUCGUUAACUUGUAUUUGCAGUGUUCAGAUACUUUUUUUGUUGUAUUUUUAUUCACUCGUGAACUAUUAUUGAUUUAUUAUUGUAUUUAUAAUGUUAACUGAUCAUAAAUUUUGUGGAUAUUGAUUUGCACUGUAACAAAUUUCAUUGAUUUGCUAUUGUAAUCACUUUGUGGGUUUUUGGUUAAUAAAGGCAAUCAUUUGGUAAUAAUA
Molecule: messenger RNA, 7205 nt
Organism: Anneissia japonica
Lineage: Eukaryota; Metazoa; Echinodermata; Crinoidea; Comatulida; Comatulidae
Product: tight junction protein ZO-1-like
Exons: 26
Coding region: 318-4721 (1467 amino acids)
Biological process (GO): protein localization to cell-cell junction; cell-cell adhesion; cell-cell junction organization
Cellular component (GO): plasma membrane; bicellular tight junction
Molecular function (GO): cell adhesion molecule binding
Source: RefSeq, a predicted model, not a curated record